GGUUGCGCCCUUUCGAUACGCCGGUCGACGGAGCUCUUGCGGUGCGUUCGCUCUUCGCUCGAAUUCAGAAGUCGCUUCUUGCACAUGCGAGACAUGUGUUACGGACGCGCAUUUAUCUCUCGUCAAGACUAAUUGCUUAGCUAGUGAUGUGAUUUUUUUCAGCUUUAAUAAAUCCGUGUUUCGCUCCGGUGCCCGUUAAUUGAGGAGAAUUAGUGCAGGUGACGGAGGGUUAAAUCUCCACAGGAAAAGAUGAACGGUGAACUAUCUCGGGGACUCCCGGGAAGGCGGCGGCCGACGCCAAUUCCUGUGCCGCCACCGAGAAUACCCACCCCAAUGCCUCCAUCCAACAACAACAAUCCGCCCAGAUCCGUGCAUUCGAAAGAUCCGAACAUGAAAAUCCAUCCCUCGUCAGUUGGACCAGACAUUCCUAAGCUUAUCACAAAGGCCUCCUAUAAGCUACUGGAUAACGAUGUCAAAACGGCAUGGAUCAAUCCGAGGCUAAUCUCAAAGGUCGACAUGGAGGUAAUCAAGAGCACGGAAUACGUGCCGCCCCCGGAGAGCAACAUGAAUGGGCACUACAGCCACCUCAUGUCUCAUCACAACCAAAGCGUCCGAAGCCAGCAGCGGCCGUCAGAGUGGGAGACGGUGAAUGGGCGCGCGAAAUCCCGAUCAGCGGCGGCUCCAGUGCCUGCCCCAACACAGGCGGCAGUAGACGCAAGGCGUAGGAAGCAAACCACUAAACCGCAAAUGGAUAGCCACGACAGACUGAUCAACAAUCGGAGUCUCAGGCCGACAUCAAAGGCCAAGAAUCAAAGACCCGCCGCGCAGAGAAUGGAAAAAGUGAAAGGGGUUGUGGGGUACCAGAGUGCAACCGCGUGUUACGUGGGGGGUGCGAUGCAACAUGACAGUGCUGUGUACGGUGUUUAUUCGGAAACUAAGUACACUUUUGCUGUGAACGGCAUGCCGGGGACCUCCGCUCAGGCUUCGGCGGCGGCGGCGUUUUUUGCAAGAGCCGCCCAGAAGCUGAACCUUUCUUCGUCUCCACAUCGUCGGAAACGCUACAACUCCGAAGAAACCGAGUCGUCUGGUUUCUGUGGAACGUUGCAGCGUUCUCCACCUCCCGUCCCGCCGGCGCUUCUCCGUAGAAUCGGAGUAAAAGAAGUGACCGGAGUCGGAAAGGUUAAAGUGAUGCUGCGAGUGUCGAAUCCUUGCUCCGGUCCCGGAGCCGAGGCAUGUUCAAACACGUUCUUCAGCUUAGACAAACGAAAGAAACAAGUUAAUCUAAUUGACCCUUCGACUUGCGGGAGUUCAUCAGCGCCUGAAGAUCGCAGAGUUGGUGUCGCAGCGCCCAAAAUGUUCGCCUUUGACGCUAUCUUCUCCCAAGAUGACUCGCAGACGGAGGUGUGUUCGAGUGCCCUCACGGACGUCAUCCACGCGGUCAUCAAUGGGAAUGAUGGUUGUCUGUUCUGCUUCGGACAUGCAGGACUCGGAAAGUCGUACACCAUGCUAGGGACCCCCGAAAACGCGAACACCCUAGGAAUAAUCCCUUGUGCCAUUUCGUGGUUGUUCAAGGGCAUCAACGAACAGAAACAGAAAACUGGUGCUAGAUUUUCAGUGCGUGUUUCAGCCCUAGAAGUAUGCGGGCCGACGAAUCAAAUGCGCGAUCUCCUCGCCGGAUAUGCGAACGCAGACUCGGAGCAAUCCCCCGGCGUCUACCUGAGAGACGACCCCUUGUUUGGCAACCAGCCCCCGCACUGCGAACUGCGGGUGCCCACGGCGGAGAAGGCGGCUCACUACUUGGAUGCAGCUAUCGAGUGCAGGGCACCCACGAGAGAGGACACCAGGGAUUCCCAUCUUUUGUUUACUUUGCACGUUUAUCAGUACAGCGUCGCUGGAAAGGGGGGCGUCGCCGGCGGCAGGAGUCGUCUGCAUCUGAUCGACCUGGGCAAUUCAGAACGAGGCAAAGCAAGUGGUGGAAUCCCGCUUUCCGGAGUCGGAAAUAUCCUACUCGCAAUAUUCAACGGCCAGAAGCACUUACCUUACAAAGAACACAAAUUGACACAACUACUGAAAGACUGCCUCAGCUCGCUCACUUGUCACGCGGCCAUGAUAGCUCACGUGUCUCCAUCCGCGCAGAACUACUCCGAUACCUUAACGACCGUGCAAUUAGCCUCCAGGAUCCACCGGAUGCGGCGGCGGCGGAUCAAGUUCGUUUCGGCGGGCACCGGAAACGGCUCGGGGGGCAGCUCGGGGGAGGAGCCGACGCGCACCACCGGCACCAGCAGCGAGCCGGAUCCCUCCAGCAGCGACCUGUCCGCGGACACGGUCAUCUACGUCGGGCCGGCGGACGACGCCACCGACGGAGAGCAUCCCCCGGUCUACAUCCCCAGCCUCAACUCCGGGGACAACCGCUGCUCGAUGAGCAAGGCUCUGCGCGGCUCCAGCGCCGAGCAGCGCCCCUCCAAAGUUCCUACGAAAUGCGAAGACAAAGCGCAGAGUCAUCGUCCGUCGAUUAAAAAUUCGUGCCAAAGUAAUAAGACCUCCCCUGCUCACACCAACUCGCCAAAGUCGUCGCCGAGCAGAGCCCCCGCUGCCAAGAGCAAGUCCGACGCCGUUAAACAUUCAGUUAACGGAGCCAGCGACGAACAAUGGAUAGACGGACCGAGAAUUUCUAAAUCUAAAGUCGCCGAAGCGAGACACCUCAUGAAGGAACCUUGUCACGUAAAGAAACGGGAGACUUGGAUUGAUGGACCCAUGCAGGCUGAGAAUACGACCGGCUACGGGUACAUGGACAGCCACAAAAAGAACAUGAUCAGGAAGUGGGUGGAACACCAGACGUCACAAAUCCAGAGGGCGAAGUACGUCCAUCCGAGAAUGCAAGAACAGAAAGCGUACAAAGAACCACUCAAGGAAAUGACGCAGUUCAAGACGUACGAAGAUGAAGUCGUCAAACCGCUUGACACUAGGAAGCAAGAAAACGUGGAGGAGUCCACCAUAAGAACUGGGUUAAAGUUGACGUCAGCUAAGAACGAUGCAAUCCCGGAAUGUCAGACCCCAGACGAAAAAGACUACGGCGACCCUGACGGUGAAGAAGAUUUAGAAGACGAAGAAGAAGCAGUGGAAAUUCCUCCGGCGCUACCACUGAUUCAACCUCUCAGCAGCCGAGAAGUGUCUCUAGAGAGUCUUGAUAUGUUACUCAAAGAACGAAUGUUGUCGAAUGCCGAAUACAACAAUUACCAAAACAACAGUUACGAAGAGAACGUCGGAAGCGACGAAGACGAAGUUUUAGAAAUCAUCGAAGUAGAAGAACCUCUAGAACCUGUCCCCACUCAAGACUGCUGCUUACAAGUAACCGAAGAAGACAUCGCUUUGUGUAUGGGUUAUAUAGAAAACCCUCUACCCGAAGUAGACCAAGAAAACCCCCUCGACCACCCUUUACGCAUUCUAAGCCAAGAAAACCUCACAGUAGUGUCCACCUUCACGGAUUCCAUGUCAGUUUAUACCGACUUAGAACGAAUAUUACCGAGACAUCGAUACGAUACACGUUACGGCCUAUGCAACGACGAUUACGAAGACCCCGAUAACCCUUAUCCUCGCAACGGAAAUUUGGACGAAACUACUCAGAAAAAAUUCGACCAAUUGGCACGUUUGCACCAGCUGUAUACCAACAGGUUAGCUAAAGCAAAUGUGGCAAAUUCCGAAACUUAUCAAAGCCAGAAACAGAAUCACCGGACGCUCAGUAGAUGUGAAUCCUUAUCGCUCACGGACAUGCUUUACGGAGGAGUCCAUGACAACGGGAGCAUUUACAGCGAACCGGCCUACGUGCAAGAAAAGUUCUGCGAAAAUUGUAAAAUAAACAUGGCCAGACCAGCAACCGCCCAGAAUUGGUACACCGAUAUGUAUUUAUCUGCAAGUACUCAAGAUUUAACGGAGAAGAAGUCCGAUGGAUUAGGCGGAAGGUUUCAAAGGUACUGUCACAAUUACGGUACUGACCAUAAUUUAGCUUAUUUACGCCAUCCAGAUGGCGCCUCCAAUCCGAAUUUACGGGAAGAAUCCAGGGUACGUGGAAACGGAGCUUCAACUUCUGAGACUUCUAAGCCUGUUGCGCCACCUUUGCCUCCCCCCAAUAGUCUUCCAUCCGUCGAAAGAAUGAAUAGAGCCAUACUUAGCAUAGAAUCAGGUGUGACCGCUAUUAAGUUGACCCAAAAGUCGGAAGGAUACGACAGCGGGCACGACUCCACCCCGAGGACGUCGAAGCAUAGUCCUGCUGCUAUAAGCAGAAGGGCUGAGAGCGGCUACGACAGUGUCGUUAGGGAUAGUGAGAGUUCUAGCAUUGAUUCUGAUACUAGUAGAAUGUCGCACAAUUUACAUGGACGUAGGGGUAAAUGCAAACAUAAACACGAAAAAUCUUUCUGUUCCUGGUUUCUUAAUCCAUUUACAUGUAAAUAUAUCGAUGACCCGCCCGAGACUCAUUUCUAAAAGCUUGGUAGCAUUAACAGACAUUACUUUGUUAGUCAAGCGAGUGGUGGUCCAAAUUUGACACCAAAAAGUUGAGUAAGCUGGAAGCUGCCUGUUUCAUAUCUUACUUUUGUUGUUCUAUUGAAGACUGAAUUGGAAAAAACGAUAUUUUCCGAAGGCUUCUUUUCCCGCUGUAAUAAUUUGAACCAGACUCGUAGCUUGUGUGAUCUCAGGAAGCCGAACUUAAUAAUCCAGUAAAGUUUUUAAAUCGAAUAAUUGUUGUCAUCAUUAUGUUUACAUUGUUAAUUUCUUGAAAAUUUUACUUGGAGAAUCGUGGACAGGAUGGCGCUCGUACUACGAGCAGUUCAUUACUUAUUCUAUGUACAGCUACUAAUAAAUAUAAUGUGAUAACAUGUUAUCAAUUUAAAGACUUUCGUCGUUUUGUAUCUCACUACAUUAAUGUAACAUCACAUAUUUUUUCACUAAACUCCCCCAGUAGAGAACGCUUUUGUACGCGCAUUUAUAACAUCAUAUGUUAUGCAACGAAACAGUAUCAAUCGUAUACGUCGAAAUGUGUCAAAUUUAUCUUUAGAAUCAUUUAUAUCAUUUAACAUAUAAUAUAAUUUAAGGAUAUUACCGAACUUGGCAUGUACAUCUAUUUUGGUAUCGAUAUUAUUAUUUACUUCCUGCAUAUCAUUAACUUUUGAGGGAUCAAAAUGAUAUCUUGCCAACUGACUUUCUAAAUAGAUACUCCAUAAGCUAAGACUGCUUGUCAAUUUUGAUCUCGACAUCUAAAUUUUAUACAAAGCUUCUUUAUAUACAACUUGUAAUAUGAACAUUUUAUUUGUGAUAAACUGCGUAAGUAGUUAUAUUCAACGGCUUUUUGUUCGUUCAGAUUUAUAUGAAAUGUAAAUUAGUGUAAAUUUGUGUAUUUAUUUCGAUUUUAUACUGUUAUUAUUAAUCAUUUGAAUUUAUUUGUAAA
Messenger RNA from Zophobas morio, 5440 nucleotides. RefSeq names its product kinesin-like protein CG14535. The coding region runs from base 250 to 4479 and encodes 1409 amino acids. Gene Ontology annotation, biological process: microtubule-based movement. The record is from RefSeq and is a predicted model, not a curated record. Gene Ontology annotation, molecular function: ATP binding; microtubule motor activity; microtubule binding. NCBI's taxonomy places the organism in Eukaryota, Metazoa, Arthropoda, Insecta, Coleoptera, Tenebrionidae. The transcript has 10 exons.